UCAUCAGUUUGUACAGAUGAGCAAAGUGAGAGCUCUCAAAAAGGCCUUACCCUCAGAGCUGCAUGAGCCAACAUGCUGCAAACUAUGUUUAUGACACAGAUAACUCAGAAUUGGAUCCCUAUUCAGCAAGAAUGGGUUGGCUAAGGACAGAAAAACAGGAGUGGGUUUAUUUGCACAUAAAAGCUGAUGUGACAGAGCUAGGCCUCAGGCCUCACUGCAGUGGACAAGAAACAGAGGUGCCCAAGCAACCGACUCUCUACAUGCCCAUGCUAGACCUUUCUGCCCUUCGCUAUGCAGUGGAGGAGUGGAGGAAUGCCUACAAGAUUAAAACCUCCUGGCAGAGUGUGACUACCGAGGGCUUAAAAAAGGCUCUCGCUAACCAGCACUACCAAGUGCGAUUGGCAGCCAUUGCUGCUUGUGCAUCAAUAGCAGUUAACAGACCACAAGCUGAUCCAGAUCCAGGUAAAAAAGGUUUGUCUGUCAGUUAACAAAUGAGUCCAUGAUCUGGUUAACACAAAGUGCUGAAUCACUCAGUUCAGGCACAGGUAAUUGAAACACUACAUAAAAAACAAGCUUGACUUGGAAACACACACUGAAUACAGAUUCAGUCCAUUACAGGGCAUUUGACACUCCCACAUUCACUCACUAAACCACACCAAAGAUUUUACAACCCCAAAUCAGAAAAAGUUGGGACAGUAUGGA
Molecule: messenger RNA, 702 nt
Organism: Trichomycterus rosablanca
Lineage: Eukaryota; Metazoa; Chordata; Actinopteri; Siluriformes; Trichomycteridae
Gene: heatr4
Product: HEAT repeat containing 4
Exons: 3
Coding region: 63-488 (141 amino acids)
Source: RefSeq, a predicted model, not a curated record